Pocillopora verrucosa is the source of this 621-nucleotide messenger RNA. The record is from RefSeq and is a predicted model, not a curated record. NCBI's taxonomy places the organism in Eukaryota, Metazoa, Cnidaria, Anthozoa, Scleractinia, Pocilloporidae.
CAUCUUGCACACUGUGGUGAAAUUUUCUUAUCUUGGCGAAAUGGAAGGCUCUCUGUACCUAGCGUUUUCUGCACUUUUGGUGUCGGUCAUUGUCUGGCUUCUUAAUCCUUUUCAUAAACUUCACAAGUUCUUGAAUUAUUCCUUAAGAAGAGACGGUGGCAUGCGAACUGAUCUUCAGGAUGGGGUUCGCUCGUUCAACAAUAUGCCUGGCCCAAAGGGAUGGCCUAUCUUAGGCGAUAUGCUGAACUUUCUACGAAAAUCUGAGUUCAAAGAAAUUAUAGCGGAGCUGAAGGACUCUUUUGAUAAGUACGGUCCUGUUUUUAAGAGGAAUUUUAUGGGAACAUCAGUGGUUUAUGUCAAAGACCCAAAGGAUAUCGAAGUCGUCAUCAAAGCAGAUGGAAAACAUCCCAUGCGACCUCCCUCAGCUGUAAGCACGGCGAUUAAUAAGUACAGGAAAAGCAGAAAACUCCCUAAAGUCCUUUUUGGAUUCUGUGCUAGGAAAGUGCAACAGAGAAAUAAGGUAACAAAAAUAUGGUGGCUAAAACAUUACAUUACGCUGCAAGGAAAGGAUAUUUACUUUAACAACUCAGGGGACAGCAUUUCAGAAAAAUUUGAGUCAGG